Messenger RNA from Caenorhabditis sp. 36 PRJEB53466, 1660 nucleotides. The record is from the annotation of a GenBank genome assembly. NCBI's taxonomy places the organism in Eukaryota, Metazoa, Nematoda, Chromadorea, Rhabditida, Rhabditidae.
AUGGUGUUGCGUCGUCUCCUCUGCUGCCGCCGCGUCUCGACGCCAUCGGCUUCUGCUAGCGGUUGCGCAAAACUUUUCCUCCUCCUCUUAUCCGCUAAUUCGAUCAUCGUCGGUCGCGUCGGCGGUCAGCUGCCAGAUCAACUUGAUCCGUUUCUCGAGAAGCUGUUCGAGUUUGAAGAGUGUGAGUCUUUUUUUUGUUGGUCUUUGCCAAAGAUUCUUCGGUAAAAGUCGACGAUUGGGGGAUAAUCUCUUCACUUUUUCGCAGAAAGUGAAGCAGACACGAAUAUUUGCAGGCGAAGACUUUCUCGGCUCCACAGAAUACAACAAUAUUGCCACGACGAAAUGCGACCCGCUCACCUGCGAUUUCCCCCGCCAACUGUGCGCUCGUCCGUCCGCAAAGUUUCAGGACUCUUCGGCGAACACGUGUCGCACAAUUCCCACCGAGGUAUUUUUUUGCAACAAAUUGUCUGUUUUUUCAAUGUUUCCUUUGAUUGGCUCAUUCAGUGGAGUAAAGUACGGUAAAAACCGGUUUUUACUGGGCUUCUUGCGAGUAUUUAAGACAAAAGUAACAUUUUUUCAGUGUCUGACGGCGGCGAACGGCGGCGUGCCACUUGCUCCGUCGGUUCAGACGACGUCGUCUCCGUUCAUGCCCCAGCCGCUGCCGAAUGCGAUCUCUCCGAUGAUGCCUGCGCCGACGGACGGCCAAGGUAAUCAGUAAUCAAUUCUAGUUCUUUUUUCCACUCGUCUCGCCCGACCAAACAUUGACAUGUCUCCUCUAGAAGCGCUGUAAUUCCAUUAAACUGUCGGCAACAAAAGAAGACGUACUUUUUACUUUCAUUUCUCCUCCUCCCUUGCCCUCCGAUGAGUCAUCCGCAUUGUUGCAGCUUCCCCGCCGCCGGAUCCGCUCUCAAUUUGCCAAAUGGGCGUGCCGAACGGACGAUUCUGCGGGUUUCGGCCAAUGUAUAUCUAUAAUCGCGUGAGUUGCGGCUGGUUUUCAUCGCGGAAUAGUAGUAUGUAUUCUGUUUCAGGAGACGAUGCAAUGCGACGAUUUCUGGUUUCCGGGAUGUCGGACGGCCGACACGAACGCCAAUUUGUUUGAGGAUUAUCAACAGUGCCAAAAAGUGGCGGAUAUGUGCAGACGUGAGUUAUUUGGCAAAUGAGCCCUACCGCUAAACUUGCAGCGACGCCUCCGCCACCAACUCUGCCGCCAUUCCGACCUCGACCCCCCGCUCACCGUCCCCAUCCUCCCCGAACAAUCCAUCCUCCGCCACCGCCUCCACAUCAACCAGCGCCCUCUCCGUUCGUCGAUGCCUUCAAAUCGUUCGGUGGCGGCGGCGGCAACAGUCCCGUCGGUCAAGGAGCUCUCGGAGCCAUCGGAAUGUUCACCGGAAGCGGACUCGCACCGACCGGACAAGGACCUCUCGGUAACUUUGCGCCGAACCCGAACGCAGGAGCAGCUGGAGGCGGCGGGGGACAGGACGGACAAGAUUUGGGCCUGUUCGGACUCAUUCAGCAGGGAAUAAUGGGUGCGCAGGCGGCCGGACAGGGGAAAGGAGGCAAAGAAGCGGCCUCGAAGGCCGCCGGUAAGAUUCUCGAGCAAUUCACGGGAUUCGACCUCGGCGGACUCGGCAACAACUUUGGGGGACUGUUCGGAAGGUGA